This is a messenger RNA of Fundulus heteroclitus (mummichog), 2243 nucleotides long. It is a transcript of the gene tgif1, whose product is annotated as TGFB-induced factor homeobox 1. Gene Ontology annotation, molecular function: DNA-binding transcription factor activity, RNA polymerase II-specific; RNA polymerase II cis-regulatory region sequence-specific DNA binding. Gene Ontology annotation, biological process: regulation of transcription by RNA polymerase II. The coding region runs from base 406 to 1314 and encodes 302 amino acids. The transcript is spliced from 3 exons. The record is from RefSeq and is a predicted model, not a curated record. Lineage: Eukaryota; Metazoa; Chordata; Actinopteri; Cyprinodontiformes; Fundulidae.
CAUGCUGAUGUCAGAGAUUUUCUUCCCCACGCAGCUCAACAUGGUGGGAGGAUCUCUUGUGCGUUGAGUCACGCAGCUGUCAAAGAUAGCUGUCACCCAGUUUCAGGAUCAAACACACACACACAAACACACACACACACACAGACAGAGAGUCAACGAGGAAAAAGGGGCUUUGAGAGCCAAAGGGACGGAGAGGUCUCAGGUAAAUCCCCCCCAACCAUCAUCAUCUCUCAAGACUCGCAAAAGGACCAAGAGAAGAGAGACCAAGAUCCAAAAAAAAAGAUUUUUUUUUAAAAAAAGAAACUUGAUGAAUAAGGAUUUUUCUUCCUGGGAUAGCUACACGCUGAACGACAAGGGGGAAAAAACAGAGGAAUUAGUGGGAUAUUUGUUUUUCUUCAAACGGAGAUGAAGACGAAAAAAGGUCUGACAAUGCUGUCAGGGAGCGAGACAGACGACGAGGACAGCGUUGACGCCCCCCUGGAUCUGUCCUCGAGCGCCGGGAGCAACGGGAAGAGGAAACGGAGAGGGAACCUGCCCAAAGAGUCGGUCCAGAUUCUCAGGGAUUGGCUGUACGAGCACCGUUACAACGCGUACCCAUCGGAGCAGGAGAAGGCCCUCCUCUCUAAGCAGACUCAGCUCUCCACGUUGCAGGUGUGUAACUGGUUCAUCAACGCACGGCGACGACUCCUCCCAGAGAUGCUCAGAAAAGACGGCAAGGACCCCAACCAGUUCACCAUCUCCAGGAAAGGGAGCAAGGCCAGCGACGGCUUCUCCGACAGCUCCCAGUCCCCGAAACACAGCAGUCCCACCGCGGGCGCAGAGGAGGCAUGCGACAAACGCGUCCUCCACCCUUCCAGCUUCGAUCCCAGCAUUCCUAGCGUCCUGAGGAAGCCUGUGUCCCCGUCACUCUCCUCUCCAGUCUCCUCGUCUCCCUCUCCGGGUCUCAUUCCAAACCGGCCCUCUGUCAUCUGUCACACCACUGUCACCACAGCCAUGCAGGCCAGCCCGACAGCCUCCCACCCUUCGGUCCCAGGAAUGAACUGCGACAGGGCGGCGGAGCUGUUGCAGUCCCUGCAGGCUCAAGCGGUGUUCCGGUGCCGAGACGAAGGGCCUCUCACUACCACCUCCACCACCACCAUCCUUGGCAGCACCAGCAUGGAGGGCAACCUGAGCCCUCGCAGCGGGCUGUUCAACACCCCUCCCCCGACCCCCCCAGACCUGACACAGGACUUCAGCGGCUUCCAGCUCCUGGUGGACGUGGCCCUCAAACGGGCUGCGGAGAUGGAGCUGCAAGCCAAACAGCUGGUGUCCUAAAGGAGGAGGGAAAGGAGACUGACUUUGCGUCUAAAAUCUGGAACACGCCAGUUUAGUGACUUUUUUUCUGCACGCAAGAGAGAACAAACCCACAUGAAAAAGCCUGAUCAUUUCUAUUUUUGGUAUACCAAUCGACAUGAUGAGGAUGUUUUUUUUGUUUUGUUUUUUUAAAAGACUGUAUCAAGGUGCCUUGGCUGUAAGUUUAGUCAUUUCAUAUACAUGCGUAUGUAUCUACAUGUGUAUUUUAUUUGCACACAGGGACCAAAAAAUGUUAUCAAAGAAAUGCUGCCUGUCUUUAUGUCAUUGACUUGUACUGAAUAUCACAGUAGCGGGAUGUAGUCAGAGCUGAAUGAUUCAGAUAGGUCACUCACGUCCACACUCAUUUACGGUUAAAAACAUUUCAGAGUUCCUGAUUGCUCUGCCUCAUUCAUUUGCACACUAAAGGCAGAAAAAAAGGACAUCUCAGUGUCUUACACUUUGCUCUUGGCAUCGAUGAAAAAAACGUAUUCACUACUGUAGUUAAUGUUUAACUGUUUUCAUUAGUUAUGAUUUUUUUUUUCAUUUACUUUUAGCUAUUUUAAGAUACUGUUUUGCUUUAUACUCUUAUUUUCAUACCAAGGGAUAUUUUCAGAUGACCAAUGUAGCAGGUUCUUAGGCUGAGCCUUCACCCCUCAACAUCACUCAGAGAAAACGACGGCCAGUGGACUGUAAAAUUGUAAACACUACAUAUUUGCUGUUUUACAACCUGAAAAAGACUUUUUUUUUAUUAUUUUGAAAUCACCAAAAACAAGCAUUUUUGCCUAUAAUAGGAUCAUGUGUACAGUUAAUGUGACACAAUGCCCAAUGAUGUGAUUUCUUUUCAUACUGUGCAAUGUUUGUGGCAAAAAGUGGUCACAUGGGAUUCAAAUAAAGUUUGCUUUUUUUCUACA